AGAGAGCACAGCCACCCCCCCAGACAGAACAGCAGAGCAGAGCUGAGGUUCCGACCGAGUUAUGAAUCCAGUUCUGAGACUCUCAUCUCACUUUCAUCUGUGAGCUUCUCUUGCGAGGAAGCAUUUACGAAGAGGACCCUAAAGGCCUCCGAACUUGGUGGUGUUCUCCCCCAUUCACCUUGACUGGUUUAGGGUUUCUCUAUCCGGUUUGUCAGAGCUAAGCAGUAGCCAUGGCGGCUGUCCGUGCGCUGUCACUAUCGCUGCCAUCAGCGGUAGUGUCAGGCUCAGGCCUCACCGUGUCCGCGUGCCAGCAGGGCUCCUCAACCCCUGGCGUGGCUCCUUUCCAGCAGCGCAGUGCGUUUCUCAAGUUCAAUGGCCUCAAGAGCGCCGCCGGCCUGCCGUCGUCGAAGCAGGCUGUGCGAUCCCCUGCGAUGUCGCGCAAGGCGUCCAACGACCCCGUGCGACGCCUCGUGACGACGGCCGAGUUCUCCAAGGUUCCCCAGGAGCCCAUGGGCCUGUACGACCCUGCAUUGGACAGCGACGCCUGUGGUGUCGGUUUCGUCGCUGAGCUCUCCAAGAUCCCCACUCGCAAAACUGUGACUGACGCGCUCGAGAUGUUGAUUCGCAUGGCUCAUCGCGGUGCGUGCGGCUGCGAGGUCAACACCGGCGAUGGCGCCGGCAUCAUGGUGGCUCUGCCGCACGACUUCUUCGUCAAGGUCGCGAAGGUGGACGCUGGAGUGACUCUUCCUCCCCUGGGGGAGUACGGAGUUGGAAUGUGCUUCCUGCCCACGGAGAAGAAGAGGAGGCACCGCGGCAAGGACGCCUUCAACAAGGUGGCGGAGGCGAUGGGGUGCAAGGUGCUGGGGUGGCGGCGCGUGCUGACGGACAACGCGGAUCUGGGGAAGGCGGCGCUGGACACGGAGCCCAUUGUGGAGCAGGUCUUCCUCACCGUCAACCCCGACUCUCACCUCGAGGCCGAGCAGCAGAUGUGGCUGCUGCGGCGCACGGCCAUGAAGGCCGUCCGCGAGGCUCUCAACCUCAAGGUCGGCGGCACCCGCGACUUCUACAUCUGCUCGCUCUCCACCAGGACGAUCGUGUACAAAGGGCAGCUGAAGCCGGAGCAGUUGCAGGGCUACUACCACGCGGAUCUCGACGACGACCGCUUCACGUCCUACAUGGGCCUCGUGCACUCGCGGUUUUCGACCAACACGUUCCCCAGCUGGGAGCGCGCACAGCCCAUGCGCAUCCUGGGGCACAACGGCGAGAUCAACACGCUGCAGGGCAACGUCAACUGGAUGCGCGCGCGCGAGGGGCUGAUGAAGUGCCCCGGGCUCGGCAUUUCCAAGGAGGAUCUCGACGCCGUGCUGCCCGUGAUCGACGCUAACUCGUCGGAUUCCGGCGCGUUCGACGGCGUGCUGGAGAUGCUGGUGCGCGCGGGGCGCACGCUGCCCGAGGCCGUCAUGAUGAUGAUUCCCGAAGCGUGGCAGAACGACAAGAACAUGUACCCCGAGAAGAAGGCGCUCUACGAGUAUCUGUCGGCGCUCAUGGAGCCGUGGGAUGGCCCCGCUCUUAUUGCUUUCUCUGACGGCAAGUAUGUCGGAGCCACGCUGGACCGUAACGGUCUGCGUCCCGGCCGUUACUACGUCACUCACAGCGGCCGCGUCAUCAUGGCCAGCGAGGUGGGCGUCGUCGACGUGGACCCUGCUGACGUGGCGCGCAAGGGCCGCCUGAACCCCGGAAUGAUGCUAUUGGUCGACUUCGAGAAGCACGAGGUGGUGGACGACGAGGCGCUCAAGCGCCAGUACUCCAGCCAGCGGCCCUACGGCGAGUGGCUGGCCAAUCAGAAGUUGACGCUUGGCGAUAUCGUGGCUUCGGUCCCGGCGGAGGACCGCGUCCCGCCCAAGAUCGCGGGCGCGUCGGAAGUGGACACGUCCGCGGACGAGACCAUGGAGACGAUGGGCAUCAGCGGGCUCACCACGCCGCUCAAGGCCUUCGGAUACACCAUCGAAGCUCUCGAAAUGCUGCUCCUCCCCAUGGCGCAAACCGGCUCGGAAGCCCUGGGAUCCAUGGGCAAUGACACCCCCCUGGCGUGCAUGUCGUCCCGCCCCAAGCUCAUGUCCGAGUAUUUCAAGCAGCUGUUCGCGCAGGUGACCAACCCCCCCAUCGACCCUAUCCGCGAGGCCGUGGUGACGUCCACCGAGUGCAUGGUGGGGCCGGAGGGGGAUCUGACGGAGACCACUGAGGCGCAGGCGCACCGGCUGUCGCUCAAGGGCCCGCUGCUGACGCCGGAGGAGACGGAGGCGCUGAAGAAGAUGGACCACAGGGGGUGGAGAACCGCCGUGGUGGACAUCACCUUUGAGCGGAGCGAGGGGCCGGACGGGCUUGAGAAGGCGCUGGACCGCAUCUGUGCUGAAGCGAGCCUUGCGAUCGAGGCUGGGUACAAGAUGCUCGUGCUGUCGGAUCGAGCCACCUCGCCUUCCCGCGUGCCCGUGAGCGCCCUCUUGGCCGUGGGCGCGGUGCACCAGCACCUGGUGCGCACGCUGCAGCGCACGCAGAUCGGCAUCGUGGUGGAGUCCGGCGAGCCCCGCGAGGUGCACCACUUCUGCACGCUCGUCGGCUUCGGCGCGGACGCCAUCUCCCCCUACGUCGCCACUGAGGCCAUCUGGCGGCUGCAGGUGGACGGCAAGAUCCCGCCCAAGCCCGACGGCUCCCUGCGCACCAAGGACGAGCUCAUCCGCACGUAUUUCAACGCCAGCAACGCCGGCAUGCUCAAGGUGCUGGCCAAGAUGGGGAUCUCGACCCUGGCGUCUUACAAGGGCGCGCAGAUCUUUGAGGCCCUGGGGCUGUCGAGCGACGUGGUGGACCGCUGCUUCCGGGGGACUGCGAGCAGGAUCCAGGGCGUGUCGUUCGACGUGCUGGCGGCUGACGCCAUCAGGAUGCACGACCAGGCGUUCCCGCUGGGGACGGAGAAGAACCUCGCUGAGGAGUCCGCUGACGCUAUCGCUGUGCCCAACCCCGGGGAGUACCACUACCGCAAGGGCGGGGAGGUGCAUUUGAAUGAUCCCGUGGCGAUCUCGCGGCUCCAGGAGGCGGCGAGGACCAACAGCCCGGCGGCUUAUAAGGAGUACGCGGCCAUCACCAACACGCUGAACCAGCAGUGCAACCUGCGCGGCAUGCUCAAGUUCAAGCCCGCGCCAGGUGGCGCGAUCCCAUUGGACGAGGUGGAGCCGGCGAGCGAGAUCGUGAAGCGGUUCUGCACGGGCGCCAUGAGCUACGGGUCCAUCUCCCUGGAGGCUCACCAGAGCCUGGCUGUUGCUAUGAACACCAUCGGAGGAAAGUCCAACACGGGCGAGGGAGGCGAGAACCCGACCCGCCUGGUCCCGAACCCCGAUGGGAGCAACAACAUCCUGCGGUCUUCGAUCAAGCAGAUUGCCAGUGGGCGGUUUGGGGUGUCGGCGUACUACCUUACGAACGCGGACGAGCUGCAGAUCAAGAUGGCCCAAGGGGCGAAGCCCGGGGAGGGAGGCGAGUUGCCCGGGCACAAGGUGAUUGGGGACAUCGCUAUCACGAGGAACAGCACGCCGGGCGUGGGGCUGAUCAGCCCGCCCCCGCACCACGACAUCUACUCCAUUGAGGAUCUGGCGCAGCUGAUCUAUGACCUCAAGAACUCCAACCCCCGUGCGCGUGUCAGUGUGAAGCUUGUCUCCAAGGCGGGCGUGGGCGUGAUUGCAAGCGGCGUGGUGAAGGGCCACGCGGACCACGUGCUCAUCUCGGGCCACGAUGGCGGCACGGGCGCGUCCCGCUGGACGGGCAUCAAGAGUGCGGGCCUCCCCUGGGAGCUGGGCCUCGCUGAGACCCACCAGACGCUGGUUGCCAACGACCUGAGAGGCCGCACCGUGCUCCAGGCGGACGGGCAGAUGAAGACUGGGAAGGACAUCACGGUUGCGGCGCUGCUCGGCGCUGAGGAGUUUGGGUUCUCCACCGCGCCGCUGAUCACCCUGGGGUGCAUCAUGAUGAGGAAGUGCCACAAGAACGUGUGCCCCGUGGGCAUUGCCACGCAGGACCCCGUGCUGCGUGCCAAGUUCAACGGCCAGCCGGAGCACGUGAUCAACUACUUCUUCAUGGUGGCCGAGGAGGCGCGCGAGUACAUGGCGCAGAUGGGCUUUAAGACCAUGGACGAGAUGAUCGGCCGCGCGGACAUGUUGGAGCAGGACAUGGAGCUCUGCAACUCCAACCUCAAGCUGCGGAACAUCGACCUCUCCGUGCUGCUCACCCCUGCGGCGACUCUCCGUCCGGGGGCGGCGCAGCGGUGCGUGCAGAAGCAGGACCAUGCGCUGGAGCUGGCUCUGGACCAGACGCUGAUCCAGCUGGCGCAGCCAGCGAUUAACCAGAAGAUCCCGGUGUUCGCCGAGGUGCCGAUUGUGAAUGUGAACCGUGCGGUGGGCACCAUGCUGUCGCACGAGGUGACCAAGGUGCAUCGGCUGGAGGGGCUCCCGGCCGACAUGAUUCACUUCAAGCUCACUGGCAGCGCUGGGCAGAGCUUCGGCGCUUUUACUUGCAAGGGGAUUACCCUGGAGUUGGAGGGGGAUAGCAACGACUAUGUGGGGAAGGGUUUGUCUGGCGGUAAGCUGGUCGUCUACCCUCCGGCUGCGUCCACGUUUGAUCCCAAGGAGAAUAUCAUCAUUGGGAAUGUGGCUCUGUAUGGUGCUACUUCUGGCGAGGCGUAUUUCUGCGGUAUGGCUGCAGAGCGGUUUGCUGUGAGGAACUCGGGAGCCCGGGCAGUGGUUGAGGGGGUGGGCGACCACGGGUGCGAGUACAUGACGGGCGGCACGGUGGUCAUUCUGGGCGGCACUGGGAAGAACUUCGCGGCGGGAAUGAGCGGCGGGACGGCCUACAUUCUCGACCGGGCUGGCGACUUCCGCACGCGCUGCAACACAGGCCUGGUGGACCUGGACCCAGUGGUAGAGGAAGCCGACGUCCUUCUCCUCCGGUCCAUGAUUCAGCAGCACCAGCGGUACACCAAGAGCAAGCUGGCUGGGGAGGUGCUGGCACAGUUUGAGGAGCUGCUGCCGAGCUUUGUGAAGGUGUUCCCGAGGGACUUCAAGAGGGUGCUGGAGGAGGAGCGGGUCAAGAAGGAGAAGGAGGCCAAGGCGCUCGAGGAGAAGGACGCGUUUGAGGAGCUCAAGAGGCUCGCCGCGGAGAGCGGCAAGGUGGAGCCCAAUGGCUCUGCUGUUAUGGAGACCCCCAAGCGCCCCACGCGCCUGUCCUCUGCAGUCAAGUUCGGCGGGUUCAUGAAGUACGAGCGCGAGCCGCUGCCCUACCGCCCCGCAGAGGAGCGCCUCACCGACUGGGGCGAGGUGCUGGCCACCGACCCCGGACGCUCUGAACUCCUCAAAACCCAGUCCGCCCGCUGCAUGGACUGCGGCACGCCCUUCUGCAACCAGGACAAGUCGGGCUGCCCGCUGGGAAACAAAAUCCCUGAGUUCAACGAGCUGGUGUACCAGGGCAGGUGGAAGGAGGCGCUUGAUAGGCUCCUGGAGACGAAUAACUUCCCCGAGUUUACGGGCAGGGUGUGCCCGGCGCCGUGCGAGGGCGCGUGCGUGCUGGGGAUCAUAGAGAACCCGGUGUCGAUCAAGACGAUGGAGCUGAGCAUCAUUGACAAGGCGUACGAGAACGGGUGGAUGGUGCCUCGCCCGCCUGCCAAGAGGACUGGCAAGAAGGUGGCAAUCAUCGGCAGUGGGCCGGCAGGUCUGGCAGCAGCGGACCAGCUGAACAAGCGUGGGCACUCGGUGACUGUGUACGAGCGCGCGGACCGCAUCGGAGGGCUGAUGAUGUACGGCGUUCCCAACAUGAAGACGGACAAGACGCAUGUGGUGCAGCGCCGCGUGGACCUCAUGGCCGCCGAGGGCGUGACUUUUGUGACCAACGCGCAUGUGGGCAUGGACGAGCAGUACUCAGUGGAGAAGCUGCGUGCCGACAAUGACGCGAUGCUGCUGGCCUGCGGGUCCACCAAGCCCCGCGAUCUGCCGGUGCCAGGGCGAGAGCUCAAGGGGGUGCACUUUGCCAUGGACUUCCUCGCGGCGAACACCAAGUCGCUGCUGGACAGUGGGCUGAAGGAUGGGCGGUUUAUCUCGGCGGAGGGCAAGAGGGUGGUGGUGAUUGGAGGGGGAGAUACUGGCACGGACUGCAUUGGCACGAGCCUGAGGCACGGGUGCGAGUCGCUGGUGAACCUGGAGCUGCUGCCGCAGCCGCCGCCCUCCAGGGCUGAUGGCAACCCCUGGCCCCAGUGGCCGCGCAUCUUCCGCGUGGACUACGGCCACGAGGAGGCCCGGAAGAAGUUUGGCGCCGACCCGCGCUCGUAUGAGGUGCUGACCAAGCGCUUCAUCGGGAACGAUGCGGGCGAGCUCACGGGCAUUGAGACGGUGCGCGUGCAGUGGGCCAAGGAUGCCAGCGGCCGCUUCCAGAUGAGCGAGGUGGCGGGGAGCGAGGAGGUGAUCCCCGUCGACCUGGCGCUGCUGGCUAUGGGCUUCCUGGGUCCCGAGCAGAACGUGGCGGAGAAACUGGGUCUGAAGACAGACGCACGCAGCAACUUCCAGGCGGACUAUGGGCAGUUCGCCACCAACCUCGAGGGCGUCUUCGCUGCUGGCGACUGCAGGCGCGGACAGUCUCUUGUGGUGUGGGCCAUCGCCGAGGGCCGUGGGGCAGCAGCCAACAUCGACUCGUACGUGAUGCGCAACGAGGAGGUGGACAUGCCGCAGGAGGAGCAGGAGCUCAUCCAGGCGGCUGUCAGGAGCGCCGCUGCUGUGGCUGCUGCUGAGCAGGGCACUGCUGCUACCAACGGCAGUGCGACAAACGGGAGUGCUAGUAAUGGGAGUGCUACCAACGGGAGAGCGUACCCGGAGGGCGUGGAGGAGGCUCGGGCCGAGGCUGCUGAUGCAUGUCUGAUGGUGGAGGGUGAGGAUGAUACGGAGCACAUUGAGGCAUGUGUGGAGAAGAGUGUGGAGGCUGCUGCGCUGGGAGAUGGCACCCCUGUGUCGGAGCAGAGCUACUAGAGCCCAUGUGGGCCCCACACAUUGGGGUCCUGGAUGUGGAGUAUUUUCAUGUGAUUGAGAUGCAUUGUGGCAUAGAAAUGCUGUAAUAUUAGGAUACAUUAUUGCAGUAAAGGGGAUUUGGACGUAAGUUGUGCAGCUCACGAGAGUGUUGGCAAGGAUAGCGCACGAGAAGCGACGUUAUAUUUUUGACAACGGUGAUUGGGUAGUGUUGACAUGGUAGCGUUGACUUUUGACACACAUAAAUAGUGCUUUUCCUGUCUAAAACGCUUCCAUUUCACCUAUAACAUGGUGUAACAAGUGUA
Molecule: messenger RNA, 7354 nt
Organism: Closterium sp. NIES-67
Lineage: Eukaryota; Viridiplantae; Streptophyta; Zygnematophyceae; Desmidiales; Closteriaceae
Source: the annotation of a GenBank genome assembly